AGAUGUUGCUGAAAGAUGCGGAUGAGAGAGAGAACUUCUUUCAGGUUUCCCGUCGAGUUUGGUGCAGACUAUGACGGCGCUCUACGUCUGCUCCUGUGGGUCUUUCUCACCAGACUGGAGAGCCUCUUACCUGCCCCGGAUUUACUCCAGACUACAUCCUGGCUGGGCUCAGAGGCGUCGGUGGCAGAGGACUGCGCACAGUGUGUCCAUCACUCCGAGCAUCUCAGGUCUCUACUCAAGCAUCACAAGUGCCUGGGACAUUUUGACACUCAGGCUCCAGUCUUGUCUACAGGCGACUGUAUCUUCUCCUUUCUCUGCGGUAAAAGUGAGAGUAAUGGUGAACACACUAAAAGUGAUGGCCGUUCAACCCAAACACAGGACCCUGUUGGUUUGCUAAACUCUGCCUGCACAGUGGAGAACACCGGAGAGGAAGCAGUGGUGGUUUCAGAGUGUGCAGAAAUAGAACUAGCAACAUGUCAGGACAGAGAGGAGACCGUCUACGCAGGAGCGUCUGAAAACAGCGUGUUGAGUGGUGAAAGAAGCAUCAUGGUAGAAGAAGUUGGGACUGAGCAAAAGGACGAGAGGUCGGGGAGAAAUGGAGAAGAAACAGCAGUGAAGCUUCAGAACGACAGCAGAUGGACUGAUGAGGUGGAGGGAGAAACAUUAAACAUGUUUCAGAGCAAGAUGGGACUCAAUUCCAUGGACUCAGCAAAUUCUAAUGUUAAUCAAAAAAUCUUUGGGGUGCUCUGUCCUGAGGAAAGGGCUCGCAAUCCAGAAGGAGAAACUCCAGGAUCUUUACCAGAAUGCCACACCAGACACCACACGGUCUCUCCUGUCCCCCAGGGAAUGCGGCGGUCUGAACGGACACCGAAGAAGACCUGGAAGAUAAGGCUGGUGAAUCUCCAGAAGCAGAAAAGAAAAGCUGUUACCCCAAAGAGAGUCUUAGGAGAAAAGUCAGCUAAGCCUGUGGAACCAAAUCUCAUAACACAAAAUGACAGGGACAGCACAGACGACUCAGUGGAAUCUCUCAGUGUCCUGUCAAACGACCGUAACACAGGAGGAGACGGGAGAGAGGGAGCGCUGAAACCUCCUCCUCUAAUUGGUCCCACAUUGCCCCACGCUUGCCUGGAGUGCAGAAAGAGCUACCGCUUUGCCUCCUUGCUAAAGGCUCACCAGCGCACCCACACCGGGGAGCGGCCUUUCCAGUGUCCGCAGUGCAAAAAGAGCUUCGCACACUCUCAGGCGCUUGCCAGACACCAACAUACGCACGCCUCUCACCGCAAGUUUGACUGCCUCUACUGCGGAGAGAGCUUCGGCACGCUAGGCGCGAGGGCCGCGCACCACAAGACGCACCCGGAAGGGAAAGAGCAGCAAUGUGGGGAAUGCGGCAAACGCUACAGCUGUCAGUCGGCCCUGCUCCGUCACCAGCUGGUCCACACAGAGGAGCGACCGUAUAAAUGCACGGAAUGUGAAUGGACCUUCACCUGCGUGUCCAACCUCAACCGACACCUCCUCACACACAAGCCGGAUAGACCGUACCGUUGCACUUGCGGGAAAGCCUACACCUACAGGGGGGCCCUGCUGGCGCACCAGCGCACCCACUCUCAGGAGAGGCCUUUCCGCUGCUCGCAGUGUGGGAAGGGCUUCCUCUAUCCCGGGACACUGUCGCAGCACGAGAAAACCCACUCCGACGAGAAACCGUACCUUUGCUCCCACUGUGGCAAGAGCUUCAAGAGAGAGAGGACACUCCUGAAACACCUAUCAGGACACACCAAAGAGAAGAUCUUCAGCUGCACUAAGUGUGACAAAACGUUCACGUACAAGGCCAGUUUGACGCGGCACGAGCUCACCCACACGGGGGAGAGGCCGUUCCUCUGCUCCGACUGCGGCAAAAGCUUCUUCUCUUUCGCCGAGCUUCUGAAGCACCAGCGCUUUCACACGGGCCACAAACCAUUCCAGUGCCAGCAUUGUGACAAGAGCUUCACGCAGGCCUGCUAUCUGCAACUGCACCUGCGAUACCACACGGGCGUGCGACCCUACACGUGCCCGCAGUGCGGGAAGAGUUUCUUCAGUUCCACACGACUGAAGAGACACAAGCAGAUUCACACCGGGGAGAGACCAUACCAGUGCACUGAGUGUGGAAAGGCAUUCAGACAGUCUUACCAUCUGAAAACACACCAACAGACGCAUUUAGGAAAGAGAAACUAACACCUGAGAGAACAACGAGGCUGCUUAGAUUGAUGUUUACCAUGGUAAACACACACAUUUAUCUGCAGUUAUCAGUGAUAGAGUCGAAGAUAAGCUAAAUCAUGCGUUGGCUCGAUUCUUUGAACCACUAAACGGACUCUGAUCAAGCCAACAGUAGUGAUCAAAGCAUUCUCUGUGGAAAAGUGCAAGAAAUAAGGAUUUUUUCCCCCAUAAACAUGACCAAAACGUGGUGCUUUUUGGGGCUCACUCGUCUACAGACUUUAUGUGUUUGUUGAUUAUGUCCAACUUUUCUCUCAGAUAAACUGUGAAUUAACCCUGUCUUUUCAUUGCACUACUUCACAUAUCAUGAAAAAAUCGGUCAUAUGAAACCACGUGAACAAAAGUCACCUCUUUCGCUCAGAAUGUUUUUGGAAUUCUGUUUUCCGCUGCGUGCCUUAUUUGCGAAAUACAUUUUACAAACCUGAGAGCAAAAGCAUGUGAGAAUAAACACUGUCUGUAUACCAAGGUGGAUUGUAGUGGUUGCUUGCAUAGUGUACUGUUGACUUAAUUGUUCUUUGUGUUUUGUGCAAGUUAUCUCUGGCUGUGCUGGUUUUGAGUGGACACCAGU
Molecule: messenger RNA, 2815 nt
Organism: Chanos chanos (milkfish)
Lineage: Eukaryota; Metazoa; Chordata; Actinopteri; Gonorynchiformes; Chanidae
Product: zinc finger protein 2 homolog
Exons: 6
Coding region: 16-2208 (730 amino acids)
Biological process (GO): regulation of transcription by RNA polymerase II
Molecular function (GO): RNA polymerase II cis-regulatory region sequence-specific DNA binding; DNA-binding transcription factor activity, RNA polymerase II-specific
Source: RefSeq, a predicted model, not a curated record